Messenger RNA from Protopterus annectens (West African lungfish), 1740 nucleotides. It is a transcript of the gene PLEK2, whose product is annotated as pleckstrin 2. Gene Ontology annotation, biological process: intracellular signal transduction; actin cytoskeleton organization. The transcript is spliced from 9 exons. NCBI's taxonomy places the organism in Eukaryota, Metazoa, Chordata, Ceratodontiformes, Protopteridae. Gene Ontology annotation, cellular component: plasma membrane. Bases 152 to 1225 code for a protein of 357 amino acids. The record is from RefSeq and is a predicted model, not a curated record.
CAGGUGGAAAGGGUGGGGCACAAGCAUCUGCUGACGUUAGUGUUAGGGUGGGACGUGGGACAUGGGACAUGGAGCCCCCCAACUGUAUUUAAACUGCUAGUACUUGUUAAACUUCUAAGAGAAAAUAGUUUUGGGAAGGUAACCCGACGAGAUGCUGCAGGACGAAAAAAGCACAGUGAUCAAAGAAGGUUUCCUCGUUAAAAAGGGCCAUGUAGUCCAGAACUGGAAAGUGAGAUGGUUUGUUCUGCUGCCGGACAAGUUAUUGUACUACAGACCUGAAGGAGGGAGGAAGGAUUCUACAACACUGAAAGGCCAAAUCCCCCUAGAGGAAUGUAGCAUUAUCUGCCCUUGUCUCGAGUAUGAGAACAGGCCGCUAGUAAUAAAACUGAAAUGCAAGACUUCGACAGAGCAUUUCCUUGAAGCAUGCUCAAGAGAAGAGAGAGAUCAGUGGGCUGCAGAAAUCACGAGUGUCAUUAGCAGCAUUAGUCCCACGCAGGCACCACUGCUUCAAACAACCAAACAGUCCAUACUGCCUAGCAAUAUCAGCUUAAACCACAUAAUAGACACAAUACGUGACAGUAACAAGGGAAUCAAGACAGUUUCCAACAUGGAGCAGGGCACAAACUAUGCUGAGAGUUUCACAGGUUCUGCAAUGGUGGAUUGGCUACUGUCCACAACGUCAGUUACCUCUCGUUUUGAGGCUGUGACGUUGGCAUGUUUGUUGCUUGAAGAGAAUUUCAUCAAGGCCAUUGGGAUAAAAAGCACAGAAGCUGCUCGGAAUGGGGAUCUUGGUGGUCAGUUUCUAGAUGAUUCCACAGCUCUGUAUUCAUUUGCAGAAAGCUACAAAAACAAGAACAAUUCAAAGCCUGAACUUCUCCUAAGUGCAGUUGAACUCGGUGGCAAAAUUGUGAAGCAGGGCUAUCUACUGAAGCAGGGACAUAAAAGGAAGAAUUGGAAAAUGAGAAGAUUUGUUCUUAGGACAGAACCUGCAUACCUACAUUACUAUGACCCUACUAAGGAUACUGUUCACCCUGUUGGUGGCUUUCCUCUAAGGGGUUGCUUAAUUUCUGCAUUAGAAGAUAAUGGAGUUCCUUCAGGUGUGAAAGGGAAUGUACAAGGCAAUCUAUUCAAAAUCAUAACACAGAAGGAUGUUCAUUAUUAUAUUCAAGCCAGUUCAAAGGGUGAAAGGACAGAAUGGAUUGAAGCAAUCAAACAACAGACUUGAUCUGGACUUCUAUAAAAGAUAGACUCCAAAGGAUUCUGUGAAGACUUUGCUUCCUCAAACUAUUGAACCAAAAUUAACCUACAUUGACUGAAUCCACCAAGUACCAGCUAUUUUGAAAGUAGUGUUGGGGGUAGCAACCAUAUACUGUGACAGUGGGCACCUGCUUUUAUUAUGCCAGCCUUAAUGUUUCAUGUUUUAAUGGAUACCAUACAGGGGGCAUAGGGUUGUGUGCUGCAAUGUAUGAUUGUCUUGAAGUUACCACUUCAUCCCCUGCAGUCAAGCACAUACAGGAUUUGCCAGGGUUCCUAAAAUGACUAACUACAUUCUAUGUACAAUACCCUUUCUGAGCAUAGUCUGUAUACUGAAUUUAUGCUAUGGAAUAAAUAACUAUAUAUAUUUAUAGAGUAUAAAACUGUAAUAACUACUUUUAAUACCAGAAAUAUACUAUUGUUCCAGUCAGCGUUUUAUAUAUAUAUUCAAGUGUUUUGUACCUGCUGUAAUUUACCUUUAAUAAA